Knipowitschia caucasica is the source of this 4098-nucleotide messenger RNA. The record is from the annotation of a GenBank genome assembly. NCBI's taxonomy places the organism in Eukaryota, Metazoa, Chordata, Actinopteri, Gobiiformes, Gobiidae.
AUGUGGGGUGGGGGUAAGUUGUGGUGUUUGGUGGGUUGGUUUGUUUGUGUGUGGGUUGUGGGGGGGUUGUUUGUUUGGUUGGGGUGUGUUUUUAGUUUGUGUGGUGGGAGGGGUGGAUUGUGUGUGAGGGGGUGGGUUGGGUGUGGGGGUGGGGGUGUGGGAGGAGGGGGAAGGGGGGGUGGUGUUGGGUGGGUAUGUUGGGGGGGUGGUGGAAGUAUGGAGGAGGGGGGGGGUGGUGGGAUAUGGAGGAUUGGGGGGUGGGUGGGGGAGUAUGGGAGGAUGGGUGGUGGUGGUGGGAGAUGGAGGAUGGGUGGUGGGGGUGGGAGUAUGGGAGGUUGGUGGGUGGGUGGGUGGAGUAUGGGAGGAUUGGGUGGUGGGUGGGGGGAGGGGAAGUAUGGAGAGGGUGGGUGUGGUGGAAUAUGGGAGAUGGUGGUGGGGGGUGGAAUAGGGGAAGGGGGGGGGUGUGGGGGGGGGGAGUGGUUUGUGGGUUGGGUUUUGAGUGUAGGGGUGGGUGGGUAUGGUUGUGGGGGGUGUGGGUGUGGGGGGGGGGGGGUGGGUGGGGGGGGUGGGGGUGGUUUUGUUUGGAGGUGGUUUGGGUGUUGUUUUGUUUGUUGUGGUUAUGUUAUUUUGGGGUGGGGGGGGGUGGUUGGGGGGGGGUUUGUUGGGGGUGGGGGGGGGGGUGGGGGGGGUGGGAAUGGGGGGGGGGGGUGGUGUGGGGUGGUUGGGGUGUGUGGUUGGGGUGGUGGGGGGGGGUGGGGGUGUGGUUUUUGGUAUGGGUUGGUUGUUGUGGGUGGGUGUGUUGUUGUUGGGGUGGUGGGUGAGGGGGGGGGUGUGGUAUUAUGUGUGGGUGGGGGUGUUUGUGUGGGGGGUUGGUGUGUAGGGGUGGGGGGUGAGGUUUGGUGGUGGGUUGUGGGGUUGGUUUGGGGGUUGGGUGGUGUUGUGGGGGUGGGGGGGGUGGGUGGGGGUUGGGGGUUGGGGUGGGGUGUGGUGGUUGUGGGGGGGUGGGGUUUUGGGGGGGGGGUGUUGUGGGGGUGUGUGGGGGUUGGUUUGGUGUGGGGGUGGUUGGGUGGGGGGGGGGGGGAGGGGGGUGUUUGGUUGUGGGAAGGUGGAUGGAGUUUGUGGGUAGGGUGUGGUAGGGGGUAUGGUUGGUUGGUUGAUAUGAUGGGUAGGAGGGUGGGGGGGGGGGGGUUAUGGGGGUGGGAGAUGUGGGAAUUUGGGGGGUGUUUUGGUUUUGGGGUGUGGGGGAUUGUUUUGGUGGGUAGUUUUUUGGGGUUGGGGGAGAAAGGGGAGGGAGGAGAGGGGAUGUUGGGUAGGAGGGAAGAUUAUGUGGGGGGUUGUAUGGAGAGUGUGAAUUUAGGGGGGGGUUGGAGAGGGGGAUGGUUGAGUGGGGGGUUUGGGGAAUGUGGGUGUUUGUAUGUUUGUUUGGGUUGGGUUGGGUUGUGGGUGUUGUGUUUGGUGGUUUUUUUGUUGUGGUUUUGUGAUGUUGGUGAUGUAGUGUGUUGUGGGUUGAGGGGGGGAGGGGGUGUUGGGGUGGUUUGUUGGGUGUUUUGUUGUUGGUUUUGUGUUUUGUGUGUGUGUUUGGGUGGGGUGUUUUUAUUGUUGUGUUGGUGUGUUGUGUGUUGUGUGGGGUUUUGGUUGUUGUUGUGUUGGUGUUGUGUGUGUUAUUGGUUGUGUGGGGGGGGUUGGUGGGGUGUGUUUGGUGUGGUGUGUGUGUUGGGGGUUUGUGGUGUGGUUGUGUGGUGUGUUUUUGUGUGUGGUUUGUGGGGUUGGUGGGGGUGUUGGGGGGGUGGUGGGGGUGGUGGGUGGUGGUGGUGUGGGUGGGGGGGGGUGGUUGUUUUGGUGGGUUUUGUGGUGGGGGGGUGUGUUGGUUGGUGGUGUGGGGUGUUGUGUUGGUGGGGGGUGGUGUGGGGGGUUGUGUGGUUUGUGGGGGGUGGGGGUGGGGGUGGGUGGUUUGGUGGGGGGGUGGUUGGUGGGUUGGUGGGGGUGUUGGGUGGGUGGGGUGUUGGGGGGGGUGGGUGGGGGGUGUGGUUUGUGUUUGGUGGUGGGUUUUGUUUUUGUUUGUGUUUUGUUUUUGUUUUUUUUGUGUGUUGUGUUGGUGGUGGGGAGGGUUGUGUUGUUGACGUUGUGGGUUGUUGGGUGUGGUUGGUUUUGGUGUGUGGUGGGGGGUGGUGGGGGUGUGGGGUUGGGGUGGUUUGUUGUUGGUGGGGGGGGGGGGGUGGGGGGUGGGGUGGGUGGUGGGUGGGGUGUUGUGUUGGGGUGGGGGUGGUUGGGGGGUGGUGGUUGUGGGGGUGUGUGGUGGGGGGGGGUGUGGGUGGGUGGUUGGGGGGUGUGUGUGUGUGGUGGUGGUGGGGUGGGGGGGGGUGGGGUUGUGGUGGGGUGGGUGGGGGGGGGGGUGGUGGGGUGGGGGGGGGGGUGGUGUGGGGGGGGGGGGUGGGGGUUGUGGUUUUGGGGGGGUGGGGGGGGGGGGGGGUGGGGGGGGUGUGGUGUGUGUGGUGUGGGGUUGGGGGGGGUUUGGGGGGUGGGGUUUUGGGUUGGGGUGUUUGGUGGGGGGUGGUUGGUGGUGUGGUGGGGGGUGGUUGGGUUUGUUUUUGUGGUGGUGUUGUGUGGGGGGUUGUGUUUUUGUGGUUGGUGGUGGGUGGGGGGGUUGGUGUGUUGGUUGGUGGGGGGUUGUGUGGGUGUGGUGGGUUGGGGUGGGGGGGUGUGGUGGGGGGGUGGGUGGUGGUUGGGUUGUGGGGGGUUUUGUGUGUGUGGUGUGUUGUGGGGGGUGUGGGGGUUGGGGGGGGGGUGGGGGGUUGGGGGGGGGGGGUGGGUGGGGGGGGGUGGUGGGGUGAUGGUGGUGGGGUGGGAGUGGUUAGUGGUGUGUGGUUGGGGGGUGUGUGGUGGUGGGGGUGUGGUGUGGGGUUUGGUUGGGUGUUUGGGGUGUGGGGGGUUAGGGGGGGGGGUGUGGUGUGUGGGGGAGUGGGGGGUGUGGGUGUGGGGGGUGUGGGGGUGUGUGUUUGUGGUGUUUGGUUGGGUUUGUUGGGUUUUGGGUGUGGGGGGUGGUGGGUGUGUGUUGGUUUGUUUUUUGGUUUGGUUGGUGGGGGUGGGUUGUUGUUGUUUGGGGGUGGGGGUGUGUGGUUUUGGUGUUGGUUGGUGAAGAGGUUGGGGUGGUUUUGUGGUGUGUUGGGGUUGUGGUUGGGUUGGGUUUGGUGGGGUGGGUUGUGUGGGGGGUGGGUGGUUGGGUUGGGGUGGGUGGUGUGGGUGGUGGGUUGGUGUGGGUGGUUGUUUGGAGUUGUUGGUUUUGUGGGGUGGGUUUUAUUGGGGGGGGGUGGGUUGUGUUGUUGUGAGAAGAGGAUUGGGGUGUUGGGGAGUUGUGGGUUGUGUUGGUGUUUGUUAUUUUGGUGGGGGGGGGGGGGAGUUGGGGGUGUGGGUUUUGUGUGGGGGGUGGGGUGGGGGGUUUUUGUGGGUGUUUGUGUUGUUUGUUUGGUGGGUAUUGUGGUGGGGAGGGGGUUGGGGUGGGGUGGGGUUGGGGUUGAGGGGUGGGGGGGGGGUGGAUGUGUGGGGGGGGUGGGGUGGGGGGUGUGGGGGGGGUUUGGGGGGGGGGGGGGGGGGGUGGGGAGGGGGUUUUUGUUGUGGUUGGGGGGUGUGUUGUUGUGUGGUGGGUGUGGUGUUGGGGGUGGGGGGGGAUGUGGGUUGGGUGGGUUGUGGGGUGGGGGGGGUGGUUGGUGUGGUGGGGGUGUGGGGUUUGUUGGGUGGGGGUGGGGUGUGGGUGUGUGGGGGGAUUGGUGUGUGGGGUGUGUUGGUGUUGAUUUUGUAGGGGGGGGGGGUGGGGGUGUGGGUGGUGGGGGGGGUUGGUGGGGUGGUGGAAGGGGUUGUGGUUGGUUUUUUAUUGGGGGUGGUGUUGGGAUUGUUGGGAGUGAAUGGGGGGGGGGUGUGGGUGGGGAGUGGGGAGGUGGUUGGGGGGGGUGUGUGGGGGGAGUGAGGUUAGGUGGGGGGGUGGUUAGGAGUGGGUUAGGUGUAGGUUGGUGUGGGUGGGGGGUGGGGGGGGGUGGGGGUGGGGUUGGGUUGGGGGUGUUGUGGGGGGGUGAAGGGUUUGGGGUUGAUUUGGUAAGUGUAUAG